Eimeria necatrix is the source of this 366-nucleotide messenger RNA. Its product is annotated as 60S ribosomal protein L31, putative. Lineage: Eukaryota; Apicomplexa; Conoidasida; Eucoccidiorida; Eimeriidae. The record is from RefSeq and is a predicted model, not a curated record. The transcript is spliced from 3 exons. Gene Ontology annotation, cellular component: cytosolic large ribosomal subunit; ribosome. Gene Ontology annotation, molecular function: structural constituent of ribosome. Gene Ontology annotation, biological process: cytoplasmic translation. Bases 1 to 366 code for a protein of 121 amino acids.
AUGGCGAUCAAGAGCGGGAAGAAGAAAGCCACCAAAUCUAUGCAACCCGCUUGCAGAGAUUACACAAUUCACCUCCACAAGAUUGUGCACGGCAUUCAGUUCAAGAAGAGAGCUCCCCGCGCUAUUCGCGAGAUCCGGAAGUUUGCGGAGAAGGUCAUGCACACAAAAGACGUGCGCAUCGACACGAAGCUGAACAAGCACAUCUGGAGCAACGGCAUCCGCAACUUGCCGCGCCGUGUGCGCGUGCGAAUGGCUCGGCGCCGCAACGAAGAUGAAGACGCAGCUGAGAAGUUCUAUACUUUAGUGCAGCACGUGCCGGUGGCUUCUUUUGCGGGUUUGGGGCCCGAGUAUGUGAACGAGGAGUAA